CGGAUUUUACACAAAAUGUUGCGUGCAGCAUCAUUUUCAUCACUCUCAUUCUCCAGAUUCAGCUUCUCUCUUCAUAUCCCCUCUUUUCCCUUUCCUUCCUGUUCAUGUUCAAUGUCAAGCCUUCACUCUCAUUCUGAGCUCAAAUCCCCUCGCCAUGUUGAUGAAGCUGUUGAUUCCUUCACCCGCAUGCUCUCCAUGCGUCGCACUCCAUCUAUCAUGCAAUUUAACAAGAUUUUGGGGUCUCUUGCCAAGACCAACCAUUUCUCCCCCGCCAUUUCCCUUUUUCAGCAAUUGCAAGCCAGGGGAAUUGCUCCCUGCAUAGUUACUUUGAGCAUCGUAAUUAAUUGUUGUUGCGGCAUGGGUCGGAUCACCCUCGCUUUCUCUAUAUUCGCCAAGAUUUUAAGGAUGGGUUUUCAGCCUGAUACCAUAACAUUGACUACACUCAUUAAAGGUCUCUGUCUCUGCGGUAAUGUUGAAAAAGCACUGCACUUUCAUGACAGAGUGCUGGCUCAUGGAUUUAGCUUCAACCAAGUCACUUAUGGGACCUUGAUCAAUGGGCUCUGUAAGACCGGACACACAUCAGCUGCUAUUCAAGUGUUGAGAAAGAUCCCACGGUAUGGCAUUGCUCCUAAUGUCGUCAUGUACAGCGCAAUUAUUGAUAGCUUGUGCAAGGUUACGCUUGUAAGUGAUGCUUUUCAUUUAUACUCUGAAAUGCUUGCUAAGGGAAUCUCUCCCAAUGUUAUCACGUACAACACUCUAACUUAUGGAUUGUGCCUUGCGGGCCAACUUAAGGAAGCCAUUGAUUUACUAAAUCAUAUGAUGCUGAAAAACAUUACUCCAAAUGUUCGUACCUAUAAUACUUUGAUUGAUGGACUAUGUAAGGAGGGAAAUAUCAAAGAUGCCAAGAGUGUGUUGGCUGUGAUGACAAAAGAUUCUGUGGAGCCAACUGUGGUUACUUAUAAUUGUUUAAUGGAUGGGUAUUGCUUGGUUAACGAAUUAAACAAGGCAAAAUGCAUAUUUGACACAAUGGCCCAGAUAGGAAUGGCUCCUGAUAUCCAAAGUUACAAUAUUAUUAUUAAUGGCUUGUGCAAAAGUAAAUUGAUGGAUGAUGCCUUGAAUCUCUUUGAAGAGAUGCGUCGCAAGAACUUGGUUCCUAACACGGUAACUUACAAUACUCUAAUUGAUGGCUUGGGAAAAUCAAGGAGAAACUCUUGUGCUUCAAAGCUUCUUGUUGAGAUGCAUAAUAAAGGUCAACCUGCUAAUAUAAUCACUUACACUUCCUUGUUGGAUGGGAUGUUCAAUAUCAAACAAGUUGACAAGGCACUUAUGUUAUUUAAUCAAAUGAAAAAGAGUGGCAUUGGUCCGGAUAUAUUCACGUAUAAUAUACUUAUUGAUGGCCUAUGCAAAAAUGGAAGACUUAUAGAAGCAAAAGAGAUUUUUCAAGAUCUUUCCAUUAAAAACUACCAUAAAAAUGUGAGGACAUACACUAUUAUGAUCAAUGGGAUCUGCAAUGAGGGCUUAUUUGAAGAAGCAUUGGCCCUGAUGUCAAAAAUGGAAGACAACGGUUGCUUACCAAAUGCUGUGACUUUUGAAAUCGUUAUUCGUGCUUUGUUUGAAAAAGGUGAGAAUGACAUGGCAGAAAAACUUCUUCGGAAAAUGAUUGCUAGAGGCUUAUUGAAUGGAUGAAUGAAGCCAUGAAGGUGGAGUAUCUAACAAAUUCCCAUGACUGUUGACAUUUAUCAUUAGCCACCGUGAACUGUUGUUUAUUUGACAAGAAAAUUCUUGAAACUAUUGCUUGCAAGUCAACAUCCAGGAAUUGGUUCUAGUAUGUUAGUGCUAUGAAUCCAGCUUUUGCUGAUACUCAAGCCAAAACUUCCUUUUAGCUUUAACUUAAAGGAUGCUUGCGAAUGGGAGCUGUGGGAUUACAGAUUAGCAAUGCUGGUAGCUAGUAUGACACCAAGUGCCAUAGUAGGCACAUGCAGCGCAUAGUUUUAUCAAUCAAAACAAUAAUAUAUACAACAAUCCAUUCAUCCACAAGCUCAAAAGGACAAAACCGCCAUCCCAAGUCCCAACAUCAUAAAACAAAGCAGCAAAAAAAAAUGCAUAUAACAAACUA
This is a messenger RNA of Arachis duranensis, 2116 nucleotides long. Its product is annotated as pentatricopeptide repeat-containing protein At1g62930, chloroplastic-like. The coding region runs from base 16 to 1686 and encodes 556 amino acids. The record is from RefSeq and is a predicted model, not a curated record. Gene Ontology annotation, molecular function: protein binding. Lineage: Eukaryota; Viridiplantae; Streptophyta; Magnoliopsida; Fabales; Fabaceae. The transcript has 3 exons.